Gorilla gorilla gorilla (western lowland gorilla) is the source of this 851-nucleotide messenger RNA. It is a transcript of the gene SWI5, whose product is annotated as SWI5 homologous recombination repair protein. The record is from RefSeq and is a predicted model, not a curated record. Gene Ontology annotation, biological process: double-strand break repair via homologous recombination. Gene Ontology annotation, cellular component: Swi5-Sfr1 complex; Swi5-Swi2 complex. The transcript has 6 exons. Lineage: Eukaryota; Metazoa; Chordata; Mammalia; Primates; Hominidae. Bases 38 to 469 code for a protein of 143 amino acids.
GGGAACAUCAGCGCGACGUCCAAGUCGCCGCUCCGCGAUGGGGGAGGGGACCGCAGGGCCAGGACCCAAGUCCUUGGAGACGCGAGACCAAAGAACCCCGGGAGGUCCGGUUUGGGGCGGCAGGAGGUCCUUGGAGACGCCAGCCCAAAGAGCCCACGGAGGUCGGACUUCGGGGGACAGGAGGACUGAACCAAGACUUACCCGAAGUUGCCGCGGGGCCUUCCGAUCCCCUAGGCCAUUGCCCAAGUCUGGCCAGGCUGAUGGGACCAGCGAGGAGUCUCUGCACCUUGACAUUCAGAAACUGAAGGAGAAGAGGGACAUGCUGGACAAGGAGAUCUCCCAGUUCGUAUCUGAAGGCUACAGUGUGGAUGAACUGGAGGACCACAUUACCCAGCUUCACGAAUACAAUGACAUCAAGGAUGUGGGGCAGAUGCUGAUGGGCAAACUAGGUUUUCACAACCACCUUUGAGCUAAGUCCCAUGAUUGUUCCCAUUUGGAUGAGGAAACAGGUUCCGAGAGUGGAAACAACCUAUCAAAGUCCCACAGUGAGUCAGGGGCAACUGGAACCAGCACCCAGGUCUGUCUAACCCCAUUCCACACACAAAGCCUCACAACAGACUCUUACCAAACCAGAUGCCCCCUGGGAACAAGAUUUUGUCAGAUUCACAUCAGACGACAUCCUUUCCACCUGCAUCUCACACACGCUCAGCAUUUGCCUUGAUGAACGUGGUUCUGCUCCUGUUCCCUUAGGUCUUGGGUGAGCGCUAGUGGCCUCACUGGAGAUAGAUAGAACCAGGACUGUGAGGGGCUUCUGAGGCUCUCAUGUAUCUUAGGUCCCACCUAGCUUUUUU